Molecule: messenger RNA, 630 nt
Organism: Glarea lozoyensis ATCC 20868
Lineage: Eukaryota; Fungi; Ascomycota; Leotiomycetes; Helotiales; Helotiaceae
Exons: 2
Coding region: 1-630 (209 amino acids)
Source: RefSeq, a predicted model, not a curated record
AUGCUUUUAAGUAAGACACUCUCUUCCAAAGAUCUCGCCGCUCGCGCCGCCAACUGGACAACCCAAGCCUGGCAAACCCACUGCAACAACAUCGACUACUUCGGCGACAACGACCAAUGCUGCAUCCACCUCAGCGGACCCAACUGGAAGAGUUGCAACGGCGUGGGCUAUGCAACCAUUUCCGAUUCUCAAGUCCUAUGCUACGACUUGACUGAUAAACACGAUUGCUGUAAGGACGAUAGUGUGUGCGAUACGGGACUUGGAUGUUGCAGUGGGACGUGCUGUCAGACAUCUUCGUCGACUACGGUUUGUAGGGAUGGUUGUGUAGCGGUUAAUGGGACGGGUUGUAAGGCCGGGACUUGUGCGCAUGGUGCUGAUCAGAUUAAUACUGCUGAGCCUGAUCAGACUAGUGUUGCUGAUUCUGAGACUGCAACGACGAGUAGUGGUGGUUCGAAGGUGACUGGAACCCCGGGCGCGACGACAAGUGGUCCUCAAGCUUCUCCUUCUCCUUCUGCUGAGGGGCCUUUGACUCGGGCUGACAAGAUUGCUCUCGGUUGUGGAAUUGGGGUUGGACUUCCUGCAACUCUUGUCGCUAUCUACAUGUGUGUUGUCAGCUGUUUCAAACGCUGA